This is a messenger RNA of Penicillium roqueforti, 894 nucleotides long. It is a transcript of the gene rsmA, whose product is annotated as putative bZIP transcription factor (Fcr3). Gene Ontology annotation, cellular component: RNA polymerase II transcription regulator complex. The record is from RefSeq and is a predicted model, not a curated record. Gene Ontology annotation, molecular function: transcription cis-regulatory region binding; DNA-binding transcription activator activity, RNA polymerase II-specific. The transcript has 3 exons. Lineage: Eukaryota; Fungi; Ascomycota; Eurotiomycetes; Eurotiales; Aspergillaceae. The coding region runs from base 1 to 894 and encodes 297 amino acids.
AUGGAUUACUCUUUCUAUGAUCCCCGAUCACAGCCCUCGGGCUUCUCGCUCUACGGGCUGCCUACCCCCGACCAACCCCAUGCCCAACCAGAUACAUUCGCCCCUGUGAAUAAUUACCAAAACUUCCCUGGCUAUAUCCCCCCAUUCCCUGCCGACCCCUCCUUUGUCCCGCCACCGCAUUCACCGCCAGACUCGGUCAAGCACUCUGCUUCCAGCGAUGCCGCCAACACUCAGCACACACGCCCCACCUCAUUCGACGGCGAUGAAACUCAAUUCGCCGACCCAGCUUUAGGGAGGAGUAGCAGCGAGGAAAAGGACUCAGCGCCCGCACAAAGCAAGCGCAAGGCACAAAACCGAGCAGCUCAGCGGGCAUUCCGGGAGCGCAAGGAACAGCACGUCCGCGACCUCGAAGACAAAGUAAAUAGCCUCGAACAAGCCUCCAACACAUUACAAGCCGACAACGAGCGCCUCAAGCGCGAGCUGGCCCGGUACACAACCGAGAAUGAGAUCUUGCGCGCGACAUCACAACAGGCCAACCGCGGACAUGUCGGCGCAAACGAGAAUCCUGAACCAACGGUUACGGGCCCAAUGAAGUACUCCCCAACAGACUUCCAUACCACGUUUAUGGCAGACAGCCCUGGCACGUCUCGAAACCUGCACCACCGUCUCACCGUGUGUCCGAUUACCGGUGAGAAGCUGCUGGAUGCGGGUGCUACGUGGGACCUUAUUCAGAAACAUGAACUGUUUGAGCGCGGCCAACUUGAUAUCGGUGAUGUCACGGAGCGUUUGAAGGGUAUGUCGCAGUGUGACGGACAGGGCCCUGCUUUUAAAGAGAGCCAGGUGCGCCGGGCUAUUGAGGAAAGUGCGGCUGCUGGUCGUGAUGAGUUGAUUUGA